AUGCCUUCUGAGAGCAAUAGUUCCACAGAGUCCAAUAAAACCUCUGAGUCUCUGUCAGAAAGUGUGCAGAACUACCCUGAAGAAUUUGGACGCACAUAUCACGCUUAUAGAGCAGGAUCAUAUGCUUUCCCGAACGACGUAUCAGAACGCGAACGACUUGUGCUACAAAGCGAACUUUUAUCAAGGCUCUUUGAUGGGAAACUGUUUUUCUCUCCUUUGAGUAGAACGAACCCGCCGCGUUAUAUCCUUGAUAUCGCCACGGGGCUAGGCGAUUGGGCUAUUCAAAUGGGUGAUUUGUUCCCUACAGCGGAGGUUAUUGCCACUGAUUUGUCGCCCAUUCAACCUGAAGAAGUCCCCCCCAAUGUCAACUUCUUUGUCGAAGACUCGUCUGAUCCCUGGGAUUACUCGCACAAGUUUGAUUUCAUUCACACCCGAGUAACCGGUGGAUGUUGGGCAUCAUUCGAAAAGCAAAUUGUUCAGCAGGCCUUUGAUGCUCUCGAACCUGGGGGGUACUUUGAAUCGCAGGAGGUUGACAGUACCCUGGGGUGUGACGAUGGUACCGUAAAUGCCGGCGGGGCGUUGGCACGAUGGCUGGAUGACAUCACGAGAGCUAGCAAUCAAUGCCAUCGUUCGUUGAUUACUGGUGCAAUAAUGAAGGAGGCUUACGAAAGAGUCGGUUUCGUCGACGUUCAAGAGAUGAUAUUUAAGGUCCCCACCAACGGCUGGGCAAAAGAUGCACAUUUGAGGGAAAUUGGAAAGAUGUGGGAGAGGAAUCUCCUAUCUGGGCUGAGCGGGUUCUCUCUGAGCUUAUUUCACAGAGUGUUUAAUAUGAGCCCAGAGGAAAUCGAGGUUUCCUUGGUCGACGUACGCCGAGAGAUAUCAGACCCCGGGGUGCAUGCUUGGAUGCCGGUGUAUGUUGUAUGGGGCAGAAAGCCUUAUCCAGGGGAAAAGGUUUGA
Molecule: messenger RNA, 957 nt
Organism: Metarhizium robertsii ARSEF 23
Lineage: Eukaryota; Fungi; Ascomycota; Sordariomycetes; Hypocreales; Clavicipitaceae
Exons: 5
Coding region: 1-957 (318 amino acids)
Molecular function (GO): methyltransferase activity
Source: RefSeq, a predicted model, not a curated record